Molecule: messenger RNA, 1766 nt
Organism: Ceratina calcarata
Lineage: Eukaryota; Metazoa; Arthropoda; Insecta; Hymenoptera; Apidae
Product: proclotting enzyme
Exons: 6
Coding region: 49-1596 (515 amino acids)
Biological process (GO): proteolysis
Molecular function (GO): serine-type endopeptidase activity
Source: RefSeq, a predicted model, not a curated record
GUGCUUCUUCUCUUCUUCCUGUGAUUCCUAUCUGUGAUUUUCCCGAAGAUGAACCGGCGACAUCAAACGACGUCGCUGGCAACGAUAUCACUUCUUAUCGCGCAAAUCAUCCUGACGACUUUGAUGGUACUCGGUACCAUCGAUGCCAGUCCGGAGGACAAAUCCAUCCACUUCGAGUCAUCUUUUGAAGCUGGAGACGAGGAUGACAACGCGGUGAUCGUCGAUGCCGCCAGGGAUUUUGAUGUCCGGUCAGAGAUGCGGGAUGGACGUGGUAUCCUUUGGAGCGGAGCCUCCAACAGCGAAUCCUGUCUGACGUCGAAAGGCGAGGUUGGACGUUGCACCAGUUUCAAGGAAUGCUAUCCAUAUUUCAAAAUCCCUGACCUCAGCCCAUUAGACGGCUGGGUACUCGGCGUUUACGAUACUUGCAGUUACACCCGAGAGAAUGGUCAAACAAGUUUCGGGAUCUGUUGCUCGAACAUACUUCCAGUCGUUACACCGUCUCCGGACAGCACCGAGGGUCCCAUCGUAGAAGACACGCAAGGUGGAAAUAACGAUAAGAAGGAGGAUGGGAUCGUCGUGAAACCAAGGCCGCAGACACCGGGCUCCUGGCCACCGCCGAUCCCGACGCAUCCGCCAGAUCAUACUAUACCGCCGCUGCCCACUCAUCCACCGUUCAUUGGAUUACCGACGUUCUCAACGGUGAAACCAGUUUCCACGUCGAAAAAACCCGGCAUUGCUACGACCUGGCCGACGAAGAAACCUGCCUGGUGGCCGGGCGCGUCGACCGUGCCUUCGACCAGCAGCGAGAAACCUUCGGAGACGGUGGUCAGCAUCGACACGUCUCACAAUCAGUGCGGCGCGAAGAACGGUAUUCAGGACCAGGAGAGGAUCGUGGGCGGUCAGGAUGCCGACCCCGGCGAAUGGCCUUGGAUGGCGGCGCUCUUCAACGCUGGCCGACAAUUCUGCGGUGGUUCGCUCAUCGACGAUAGACACAUUCUCACCGCGGCUCAUUGCGUUGCCACUAUGAAUUCUUGGGACGUGGCGAGAUUAACAGUUCGCCUGGGCGAUUACGACAUCAAAACGAACAGGGAGGUCCGACACAUUGAACGACGAGUGAAACGAGUGGUCAGGCACAGGGGUUUCAAUUCGCGCACGUUAUACAACGAUAUCGCGUUACUCACCCUUAACGAACCUGUCCCAUUCACAGAACAAAUAAGACCUAUCUGUUUGCCAAGCGGCUCGCUAUUAUAUCCUGGAAAGAUCGCUACUGUUAUUGGCUGGGGUUCUCUGAGAGAAAGUGGACCACAACCAGCAAUAUUACAAGAAGUUUCGAUACCAAUUUGGACGAACAGUGAAUGCAAACUGAAAUACGGCGCGGCAGCGCCUGGUGGUAUCGUGGAUAGUUUCCUGUGUGCCGGACAAGCCGCGAAGGAUUCUUGUUCGGGUGACAGCGGCGGACCUUUAAUGGUGAACGAUGGACGCUGGACACAGGUUGGUAUCGUUAGUUGGGGAAUCGGAUGCGGUAAAGGACAAUAUCCUGGCGUUUAUACGAGAGUGACACACUACCUGCCAUGGAUUUACAAAAAUCUAAAAUGAAACGAGCAGUAUUACUAUGCUUGCUUCAUCAAGUGUCUCGUUCUCAAUCAUUGUAAUCCUCAUAUUAUCGACCAUGACGCGUUACAGUUAACGAGACUCGUUUUAAGUAUUGAAUCUUUUUAUACGAAUAAAAGACAAUGUCAGUUUCCUUCAUCCCCCGCGUAUUUCAU